Erpetoichthys calabaricus (reedfish) is the source of this 1806-nucleotide messenger RNA. RefSeq names its product serine racemase (gene srr). Gene Ontology annotation, molecular function: pyridoxal phosphate binding; threonine deaminase activity; L-serine ammonia-lyase activity. Lineage: Eukaryota; Metazoa; Chordata; Cladistia; Polypteriformes; Polypteridae. Gene Ontology annotation, biological process: L-threonine catabolic process; L-serine catabolic process. The record is from RefSeq and is a predicted model, not a curated record.
UAAAAUGAAUGAAGUAAUUGAAAAUCUUACACUGGAAAUGAUCAAAGAUGCCAGAAAAUCAAUUAUAGAGAGUCCACUAGGAGUUAUUAACACACAACUGAUACCAUGGACUCAAACCUCAUUACAUAUGGACAUAUCCUGUAAUCUUUACUUAAAGCUGGAAAACAUGCAGAAGACAGGUUCUUUCAAGAUAAGAGGAGUGACAAAUCAGCUGGUCAAAAAAAACAAAGGGGUGAAAAAUAUUGUCACAAUGUCAGCUGGAAAUUAUGGAAAAUCAUUUGCUUAUGCUUUAAAUCAUCACGGGUUUCAAGGCAAAGUACUGAUGCCAGAUACUGCCCCCCCGACAAGAUCAGCUAUAAUAACUAGAUUUGGAAUCGAAGUGGAACGUAUGCCCAGUGGAUUAUUGAUGUCUGGAGUAGAGCGAUGCAUAGCAGAGAGUAACAUGACUUUUCUGCAUCCAUUUGAUGAUUUAGAUCUGAUUGCUGGACAUGGGAGUCUUGGUCUAGAAAUUCUGGAUGUCAUUCCUAGCCCAGAUGUUAUACUUGUGUGUUGUGGAGGUGGAGGACUACUUUCCGGAGUAGCUGCUGCUAUAAAACUUUCAAAUUGCAACAACACAAGAGUGUAUGGUGUGGAGCCAGAAGGAGCCUGUACCAUGCAUAAAAGUUUUAUUGAGAGGCCUGUUUCAUUAGAUGCAAAAAGCAUUGCAGUUGGACUGGCACCACCUUUUGCAGGAACAAUGACAUUUGCAAAUUGCCAGAGAUAUGUAGAAGACAUCUUAUUGAUCACAGAUGAAGAAAUUAAGAGAGUUGUAUCUAUUCUCUAUAAUGCUGGACUUGUUGUAGAACCUUCAGGGGCAGCAGCAUUUGCGAGCACUGACAGGGAACAAGGUUCCAGAUAUCAGUGGGGAAAGACCGUAGUAGUAAUAUUAAGUGGGGGUAAUAUCGGUAAGCAAGAACUGAGUACUUUCCCUGAUUACACUGACAUAUAGAAACUAAUACUAAAAAUUCAUCUAGGUAAGAAAAAAUCUACAACCAAGCAGAAUAUGCAGGCUCAAGGCUAAUCUUUAUAUUAUUUACUAGAAUAUAAUAUUCCAAUCAUUAUAAUCUGUUACAUCAUUUUUCUGUGAAUCAUCAUUAGGCAGAAUUAAAGUGCAUUAGGUUAACUGUCGUGGUAACAAGUGUAUAGUAAUAAUUACUAUGAUUUGAUUGUAUUAAAGAAAAUCAUGCAGUAAGUAGUGUGGUCGCCAGGGGGUUGCACCAGCUCCCAAACCCGAUACAAGCAGACACCAGGCACAAGUUCAGCAACACACACCUUUUUACUUUGAUGUGGGAAAUGUUUCCCAUCAAUGCACAGUACAAAUAAAGCACACAACACUUCUUGUUCUUUCUCUCAGUCCACCUUCACUCCUCCUCCAGCAAGCAGCAUUAGCAUCAUCGUCAUCGUCUGCCUCUGGCUCCCUGAAUGAAGGCAGGUGGCUCCUUUUAUGCUACACCUGGGAGUACUCCAGGUGGCUCAUUAUUAUCUGGAUGGACUGUAUUCCCAGGUGUGGUGAAAACCCAAAGUAGGGCUCUGCAGCUCCCCCUGGUGGCCCCCCAACAGGACUGUGCCAGACUCCAUCUCCCAUGUACCCCUGCAGGAAUUCAAGGUACUAUUGCAACCCAGAAAGGCUGCCAUCUUGCACUCAGGGAGAGGCAGUCUUCUGUGGACAUCUGCUCCCCCUGUCCUUCCAGUAUAUCAGCCUCUCAGCUGGGAAGGGGCCCCAGAUUAUCAAGGCCACUUUCCAUUAUUCCUGCCAUAAUGUGUGUU